Molecule: messenger RNA, 1443 nt
Organism: Neohortaea acidophila
Lineage: Eukaryota; Fungi; Ascomycota; Dothideomycetes; Mycosphaerellales; Teratosphaeriaceae
Product: glycoside hydrolase family 64 protein
Exons: 1
Coding region: 1-1443 (480 amino acids)
Source: RefSeq, a predicted model, not a curated record
AUGCAGCUCUCCAAUCUCGUCCAGUAUGUUCUCAUGGCCUUCCUCAUCUGCAACGCCACGGCCUCGCCCUUCCUCACCGUCCAUCCGGGGACCGCAAAGGAUCUUGUUAUCAGCAAAUCCGACACGGUCAAUGCGACGGCACCGGCACCAGUGGUAGAGCUUGCACCCCGGGCAGCCAACGUGAGGGAGCUCAGGGCGAGGAUGGGCAGGCGGAGGUUCGGCAAAUUCGGGAACAAGACUUCUGGAAAACUGCCCCUCUCCAUCGUCAACAAUCUGCCCGGAAGCCACUCGUUGAACGUGUAUGUCACUGGUCUCGAUAGUAGCAGUCGCCUGGUGAUGCUGCGCCCGAAUGGAAAAUUCUUUUAUCCCACCGUCAACGAGACCGCAACGACGCCGCAGCCCAUCAAGGAGCGCACGAACAUCCGCAUCGGACGCUACGGCACCACCACCAACAUCACGAUCCCAGACUGGAUCUCCUCCGCGCGCGUCUGGGUCGCCGACGGCGAGCUGAAAUUCUUCACGGUAUAUGUCGCUGGUAACACCGGCCCAUCUCUCGUCGAACCUUCCGCCGUCAACCCCUCGGACCCGAGCGCUGACGUCAACUGGGGCUUUGUCGAACUGACGAACACCAAGGAGAAUGGCUUGUUCGCGAACAUCAGCUACGUCGACUUUGUCGGACUGGUUCUCGGCAUGAGCCUCGUCAGCAGAGGCGGACCCGUGCAAACAGCAGAGGGCUUGAGUGCGAAUGCGGUUUCGGUCAUCUGCGAUGCUUUGGCAGCACAGGCGGAGCAGGACGGACAGCCUUGGGGGAAUCUGUGUCUGGCGAACUCGGCUGGCACACCGCUGCGCGUGAUCUCGCCGAACGACUUUAUCUCCAUCAGCCCGAAUGCCUUUCAAGAUUACUGGUCCAGUUACGUCGACGAAAUGUGGACGUACUACGCCAAGAACAACCUCACUAUCAACACGCAGUCCAGCGCAGGCAACGUCAACUGCUCCGUCAGCAACGGUACGCUCUACUGCGCAGGUGACAACCGUGGGUACGCGCAGCCGACGGCAGGAGACAUCUUCGGUUGCAACAGCGGCCCGUUCCAGAUCCUUUCGACCGACAACCUCGUCCACAAGGCGGUCGUACCGCGCCUGUGUGCUGCUUUCACGCGCACAACGCUCAUGCUGAAUGGUGGCCAAGUGCAGCCGGCGCUGAAUUCGACGAACUACUACACCACCGAACCCACCAGCUAUUACAGCAAGUUCGUUCACGAGAACGAGAUGGACGGCAAGGGGUACGCGUUCUCGUAUGACGACGUUACGCCUGAUACCGCUAUCAAUCAAGCUGGAGUGGUGGCUGAUCCACGCCCGGAGCUCUUGACGAUCGUAGUCGGAGGGCCGCUGUCGGAAUCAUCGGUGCGGAGUUCGAAUUCAGUCGUCAGCAGGGUUGGAGGAUAG